Messenger RNA from Pipistrellus nathusii (Nathusius's pipistrelle), 900 nucleotides. The record is from the annotation of a GenBank genome assembly. Lineage: Eukaryota; Metazoa; Chordata; Mammalia; Chiroptera; Vespertilionidae.
AUGUUACAGUUGUACAUCAUUGCUCAACUUAUUUUGUCAGUGAUUCAGUUUCUCGUGGGGGUUCUAGCCAAUGGCUUCAUUGUGGUUGUGAACAGCACAGACUUGAUCAGGCAGAGAAAGAUGGUGCCCUUCGACUUCCUCCUGUGCUGCCUGGCGACUUCCAGGAUUGUUCUCCAGAUGGCCACCCUCUACGUUAAUCUGGCUAUUCUUUCCUUGUUUGAAUUAUCUCUAUUUCCUGGAAAGGUUAUAAUUUUUAAGUAUGUACAUGAGUCGGAACUUUGGCUGGCCACAUGGCUCAGCGUUUUCUACUGUGCCAAGAUUGCCACCAUCGCUCACCCACUCUUCUUUUGGUUGAAGUUGAGGAUCUCCAAGAUGAUGCCAUGGCUGAUUUUUGGGACCUUGAUCUAUACCUUUAUCAUUUCUGUCUUCUACAAAAAACAGGAAUGGAUUAUUUUCCAAAAAUUCUUGUUUGGCUUUUUCUCCCAAAAUGGAACAACUCCAGUCGAAGACAUACCUGUGUGGCAAGUUGUCCUUUUUUCCAUUGACUACAUAACCCCCUUGCUUAUCUUCCUUAUCUCUGCUCUUCUCUUGAUAUUUUCCCUGGGGAGGCACACCCAGAAGAUGAGGAGCACAGCGAUGGGCACCAGGCACCCUGGCAUGAGUGUCUACAUCAGCGCACUCCUAUCCAUCCUGUGCUUCCUGGUCCUCUACCUCUCCCAGUACAUGAUGUCUAUGUUAGUCUUGUCUCAAUUUUUCAAGAUCAGAAACUCUAUCACUGUGUUCUGCAUCUUGCUGUUUAGUUCAUACCCCGCUGUACACUCUGUUAUCUUAAUUUUAGGAAAUUCUAAGCUGAAAGAAAAUGUGAAGAAGUUCCUCCUCCACAGUAAGUGCUGUCAGUGA